This is a messenger RNA of Phanerochaete carnosa HHB-10118-sp, 376 nucleotides long. RefSeq lists its product as uncharacterized. The annotation marks the transcript as partial. The transcript has a single exon. The record is from RefSeq and is a predicted model, not a curated record. Lineage: Eukaryota; Fungi; Basidiomycota; Agaricomycetes; Polyporales; Phanerochaetaceae.
CUAUGUGGAUAUCCCAGCCUGGGCAGCCGCGACAGCUGCACCAGCCGCGAAGCCUCAAAGCAUCCGGGACGCACGUCCUCUUCGGUGAAGGCAGUCGCCAGGAUAACAAGUCCAAGCCGACACUCCAGGAAUCAGCUGUGCAGAGGUUGUUCCUGGCGCUGAACGCCAUGGAACUGGGUGCUAACCAGACAGAACACCAGGGAAGAUCUGCACAAGAGCUGAGUCUUGUGAACGUCGUCCUCCGACACAGCUUUAGUAGCUGUGCAUUGAAGGGCUAUCUCGACGACGCACAACACGGGUGGGUCCAGCGCACGGAUUAUGCUAAUGUUGCGGAGGACCUCGAGGUUUACGACCAGAAGGCGAGUAUCUAACUCGC